GUUGUCAUGGAGACACUGGUCUUGCAAACUGAGCAGCUGCCUCACCUUUUGGUGGCCUCUCGCUCAGGCCUGGUGCAAGGCUGGGAUCCCACAACCCUGACGCGAGUGUUGAGUUGGGCAUGCUUCUUCCGGCAGCUCCACAGCCGACUCCAGGCCCAGCCCAGCCUCUGGGACACUUUGAAGCAACAUUUGAGUCAGAGAGGCCUGGCCAGCUUCAAUCAGCUGAGGCGCGGCCCAGAGCUGCUAGGCCUGGCAUUAUUGGAGAAUUGGGCACUGCCCUCUGCCAGCCGCCAUCUCCUUCUCAAUGGCCUCUUUUUCCCUGCAGCUGACCAGGAAGAUUCAUUUGUGAAUCUUCUGGCAAGACGCAGAGCUGCCUCCCAACUUCUCCUUCAUCACUUGGGAUCUCCUUUCGGGCAAACAGUCAGUGUUGAGCAGCAAGAAACCCUACCGGUGAGAGUGCAGGCUCAGCUGCUGCUUUUACAGUUACAAGGUCAGGGAGAGAAUGACGGAGGCUGGAGUCAAUCUUCCUGGGCCCUCAUGGAUCAUUUGCAUUAUGGCCCCAUGUUCUACAGGGUAGUGGCUACAGCUCUGUUGGAGCCUGGCUGGGACGUGGAAGCCAAAGCAUUGCUGCUCCCUUGGCUGCUCCUGGGAGACCCAGCUCGCCUGUCAUCUUUUUGCCGCCUCUUGCCUGCACCAAGGUUGGCUUUGCUUUGCAGCUGUUAUCCCGAACUACUUGACCCCUAUUUAAGCAUCCUGUCUACCUGGGGAAGCUGCCUCAGUUACAACCCUGUAAAUGGGGAGUGGCAAACCAGUGGUCUAAAAGAGGAUGAAGUACCUUGGCAGGAGUUUCAGGAACAUGCCCUCUGUCUUUACCAGAAGCCAGAGCCACUGGGCAGUGCAGUCUGGUCCCAGCUGAAACAGCUAAAAGCCAGGGAUGGGGACUUCGAAGUCCGAGGUUUAAGUGUUUGGACUGACCUCCUACUCGACAUGGAGAUGCUUGUGAGUCGAAAUCUGGAAGACUUCUUUCCUCAUCUGCUGUGA
Molecule: messenger RNA, 1041 nt
Organism: Candoia aspera
Lineage: Eukaryota; Metazoa; Chordata; Lepidosauria; Squamata; Candoiidae
Gene: FANCF
Product: FA complementation group F
Exons: 1
Coding region: 7-1041 (344 amino acids)
Biological process (GO): interstrand cross-link repair
Cellular component (GO): Fanconi anaemia nuclear complex
Source: RefSeq, a predicted model, not a curated record